Ogataea angusta is the source of this 378-nucleotide messenger RNA. RefSeq lists its product as uncharacterized. Lineage: Eukaryota; Fungi; Ascomycota; Pichiomycetes; Pichiales; Pichiaceae. Gene Ontology annotation, cellular component: nucleus; U1 snRNP. The coding region runs from base 1 to 378 and encodes 125 amino acids. Gene Ontology annotation, biological process: mRNA splicing, via spliceosome; spliceosomal snRNP assembly; mRNA 5'-splice site recognition. The record is from RefSeq and is a predicted model, not a curated record. Gene Ontology annotation, molecular function: pre-mRNA 5'-splice site binding; zinc ion binding. The transcript has a single exon.
AUGCCCAAAUACUACUGCGACUACUGCAAAUCGUACCUGACGCACGACUCGCUGAGCGUGCGCAAGUCGCAUCUGCAGGGCCGCAACCAUCUGACGUUCUAUUGCGAGUACUACGAGGAGAUUGCCCGUGAAAAUGGCCUGCUGGAGACCGAGGAGCUGCCGUGGGAGUACAGUCUGGAGACGCACUACGCGGGGAUGCCCGGCGCGCGCACGCAGAAAAAGGGCCUGAAAUUGCCACCGCCACCCACGUUGCAGGGCUUCCCCAACCCGCCGCCUAGCGCCGCGUACUACGACCAGGUGGAGGAAAAGCGGGUAAUCGCCGAGUGGAAGAAGGCGACCGAGCCGGUGGCAGAACUGGGCGCCCAAGCGAGAAAAUAG